AUGGCCUCCGCGCUCGCGACCGCGAGUCGUUUCGCGACGAUCGCGACGCGCGCCGCCGCGUCCGAGUCGAGCGUCCCGGGCCCGCGACGGUCGGCGUCGCGCGUCGCGCGGACGCGGCGGGAUCUCCUCGCCGCCGCGCUCGUCGUCGCGCCGUUCGCGUCUUCGUCGUCGUCUUCGUCCGCGUCGUCCGCGUCUUCGUCCGCGUCCGAGUCCGCUCCCGACCUCGCGCGCGCGAUCGCGUCGCUUCAGCGCGAGGCGGCGGACGCGUACGACGCUCGCGACUUCGAGCGCGCGUCCGACGCGCUCUCCUCGCUGAUGGCGCUCGAGCCGUCCAACGAGAUCUGGCUCGAGGGAAGAGCGCAGGUGUACGUCGACGCGAGCCGCUUCCGAGACGCGAUCGACGACUACACGUCGCUCCUCGCGCGGGCUGGCGCUGGACCGACCGCGGAGAACGCGGGCGCGCGCGCGCGGUACUUGGCGAACCGAGCGCUCGCGCACGAGGGCGAGAAGAGUUGGCAGCGCGCGCUCGAAGACGACGACGCGGCGCUCGCGCUUGCGUCCGACGGCGGGUUCCUCCCGGACCCGUACGUCUUGAACUCGCGCGGGAGCGUCAAGUCGCAGCUCGGGGAUUACGCCGGCGCGCGCGACGACUUCCUCGAGUCGUACGACCUCUUUCAGCAGUCGAAAGGGUUUCGCAGCGCGAGCGGCGUGCGGUCGACGCCGCGGUUGGACGGCGCCGUGUACGCGGCUUCCAACGCCGCGCUCGCGCUCGCGCAGCUCGGGACGGACGACGCGCGCGCGACGAGGGAGCUGCGCGACGUCGCGAGACGCGCGCCGAACGUCGCGGACGCGCGCGCGGCGCUCGCGGCGGUGCUCUACGCGGGCGGAGAGACCGCCGCGGCGGAGGACGCGUGGACGAGCGCGUGCGCCACGAACGUCGGAUGUAAGAAUUAUAGAGACGCGGCGUACGUCCGCGACGUGCGUCGGUGGCCGCCGCGGAUGCGCGCGAUGCUCGAGGAUUUUCUCCUCGUUCGAUGA
Messenger RNA from Micromonas pusilla CCMP1545, 1038 nucleotides. RefSeq lists its product as uncharacterized. The coding region runs from base 1 to 1038 and encodes 345 amino acids. NCBI's taxonomy places the organism in Eukaryota, Viridiplantae, Chlorophyta, Mamiellophyceae, Mamiellales, Mamiellaceae. The transcript has a single exon. The record is from RefSeq and is a predicted model, not a curated record. Gene Ontology annotation, molecular function: protein binding.